Messenger RNA from Hermetia illucens (black soldier fly), 1056 nucleotides. Its product is annotated as farnesol dehydrogenase-like. Gene Ontology annotation, molecular function: oxidoreductase activity. The record is from RefSeq and is a predicted model, not a curated record. NCBI's taxonomy places the organism in Eukaryota, Metazoa, Arthropoda, Insecta, Diptera, Stratiomyidae. The transcript has 3 exons. Bases 244 to 990 code for a protein of 248 amino acids.
CCGCAAUUUGGACAAAAUAUUUCUCACUUUUACUUUAGAUGAAAAUCCAAACGAUUUCACUUGUAAUCACGGCGCCAUGCACCAGCAAAUGGAAACUGAUAAGCCGAAACUUGGCGAUGAUUUAAUAUCCAGCAAAAAACCACAAUCUUGGAACUAAUCAGCUUUCUUGCUUUCCUCUCGAAACUAGUGCCAAUGAUUGAGUUGUAAGUUGUAAGGAGCUUUUAGUAGUAUCUUGAAGUAGAGAUGGAGCGGUGGCGAGAUCGCGUUGCUGUUGUUACGGGCGCAAGUUCCGGUAUCGGAGCGGCAAUCCUCACGGAUCUAGCCAAAGCGGGCGUAAUCGUGGUAGGAUUAAGUCGGCACCCCGACCGUAUAAGAUCAUUUGAUUUAACCCCCGAAGCUCAGAGUCGCGUGCACCCUGUGCAAUGUGAUGUCACCGUUGAGGAAGCUGUGAAAGACACAUUCAAGUGGGUUGAAGACAACCUCGGCGGAACAGAUAUCCUGGUCAAUUGCGCAGGAGUGUUCUAUCAAGGCCGGUUAAUUGACGAACACUUAACACCGCAAAUAAAAGAAACGUUCGAUGUUGAGAUAAUGGGGACGUUAUUUUGUACACGGGAAGCUUUUCAAUCAAUGCAGCGACGGAAUUUCGAUGGACAUGUUGUAAAUAUCAAUAGUGUCGAUGGUCAUCACGUUGUGAAUCUUCUGCAAUUUGACACGAAUUUUUGCACGAACUACGCGGCAGCGAAAUUCGCGUUGACCGCGAUGACUGAGGUGUAUCGACAGGAGUUCGCCAACGCUGGCACAAAGGUUAAGAUUUCGAGUGUUAGUCCUGGAUUGACCAAUACAACAAUUGGGGAUCACUUCAUUUCCAUGGUGGACAUGCCUGUAUUGAACCCAGCGGAUGUGUCAAAUGCAGUUUUGUAUUGUCUUGGAACACCUCCACACGUUCAGGUGCAUGAGCUCAUCAUCAAACCGAUAGGCGAAGUCUUUUAGGAGCAUUUUCUAAGCUAGCAAAAAUUGAAGCCGAAUUGUUUAAGAGUUUACAUGAGUGACCGUGAU